GUCCAACAAUGGCAGGAGGCGCUCUGGGGGGAUUAUUCGGCGGGUGUCUCCUCCUCCCAGCCGACGAAGGUCGCACGCGAGGCCAACCGCCUUGCCGCUCAGCAGGCGAUCCGGCAAGUCUUCGCCCGCGCCGACUUCCGUAACUUCGCCCCAGACGCGGCUCAUUCAUACGGCGCCCGCGUUGUUACUCUCGACGACGUGGCGCGUGACCAAGAUCUCAUCCGCUCGCUCGUCUGGGAGGCGCACGAGAUGAACUGGCGGUGCGAGGUCCUCGCUCUGGAUGCCGAACUAGCUGGGUCGCGCAGGUGGUCCGACUUGGACCAAUGGGCGCGCGAGUCCCUCGUUUCCGAAUUCUGGGGGAGUGCGUCCUCCGGGAUGGACAUAUGCCCUUUGGGUGACGUUGAUCGCUCGUCAUCCUGCUGGGUCCGGCCUCCGGACGCGAGGUGGGAGAGUGGGAGACCUCGUCUGCGCGCGUUGCUCGAGCUGCAACGUCGAUGGCCUGGUCGUCCUGCCAGUCUCUUUGGAGCCGCGAGUGAGGUCGAUGAAUGCGAUGUGUUCUGA
This is a messenger RNA of Epithele typhae, 561 nucleotides long. RefSeq lists its product as uncharacterized. Lineage: Eukaryota; Fungi; Basidiomycota; Agaricomycetes; Polyporales; Epitheliaceae. The record is from RefSeq and is a predicted model, not a curated record. The annotation marks the transcript as partial. The transcript has 2 exons.